Messenger RNA from Scaptodrosophila lebanonensis, 4873 nucleotides. Its product is annotated as probable serine/threonine-protein kinase yakA. The record is from RefSeq and is a predicted model, not a curated record. Bases 351 to 4775 code for a protein of 1474 amino acids. Gene Ontology annotation, cellular component: nucleus. The transcript has 11 exons. Lineage: Eukaryota; Metazoa; Arthropoda; Insecta; Diptera; Drosophilidae.
CAGGGAAAAAGUGCACACAAAAUAUUUGAAUAAAAAUUGAGUCGCAAUUGUAGCAAGUGUCUAAGCCGAAUUGUAAAUAUAAUGCUGGCCACACGCAGUACAAGCGCACACCAAUUGUAGAAAGGCGACAAGCUGCUUACCUUAAGUGAACACUCGAUAUCUUGCAGGCACACAUGUAUGUGUAUGUAUACAUACAGCCAAAAAGUGUAAAGGAAAUAUACGAAAAAUUUUGCGUGCAAAUUACAAAACAGCGCGCAUUUUAUGUGUAAAUGUGCGCCCACGACUAAGUAAAAAUCUGCGUGCGCGCCAACGCUCCUCACACACACAAUCAGACGCAGAAACACAGACACAUGGAUCCGAACUCCAGCCCCUGGUCGUAUGCCUACAAUCGCAUUGUGCCCGCAGCCGCUGGUACAACGAGCGGGACGGCCGAGGAUUUUCAACACCCGCACCUAGCGACCAUAACCGCGGCGAGCCUCGCGAGCUUCAAUGCUGCGGCCAGCGGUGGCAGCUUUGUGCCGCCCUCACCCAUUGGCAGCUACAAUCCAGUAUUUCAGCAAAUCUAUCACCAUGCGGCGGCAGCCAGUGUUCAGCCCAAACCCGCACAUUAUGCAUCCACGGCUGUGAAUACGCCGCACCGUCAGCUUCAGUUGCCCAGCACGCUGGACAAGCAGCUGAGCACGUUUCAGAAUCAGGCCGCUGUGGCAGCCGUCUCAUCGGCUGCAGCCGCUGUCGUUAAUAAUGUGGCCUCUAAUUAUUAUGGCGAGAAUUCGUCCUCCAGUGGUGCAUCGCCAUCUCCCACAACAGUUGCGCUGACCUCCACCUCGUUAACGUGGAAUACGCCAAAUAUGAUAUCCAAUACGUUCCUGGCCAUGCAACAGCAACAAGCACAACAGCAACAGCAGCAGCAACAACAACAGCAGCAGCAGCAGCAACAACAACAACAACAGGCCCAACAACAGCAGCAGCAGCAGCUUAACCUGGUGGCCGACAAAGUGCAAAUCAAACAAGAAAGUACACAACAAUCGAAGGCGCAAAUUAAAGCCUACAACGAUCUAAUUUACUUGACGCAAUUGCAACAACAACAGCUUCAGGAUGCGGAUACCUACUACAUGCUGGAUGGCCAGAAACUGAAGAUCACACAUAAGGAGCCCUUGCAUGCCAUAGAGCAACAGAACGCUAGUCCCGCCGGUGCCUAUCCGGUACAAUACGCCAGCCCAGCGCUUAGCUCAGCGGAUGGCUCGCCCAUUACGAAUUUACAGGCGGUUGAUGUGAGCGGUGCACCCCAAGUGAUUGUCUACAAGACAGCGACGGCGGCGGCUGGUUCGCCUGUCCAACGACGCUCGGUGCUUAACGUGACAGGCGCUGGAACGUCUGCGGCGGUAGCAACACCAUCUACUCCCACCACGGUGGCCUAUUCAUCUGUGAUACAAAGCACGCUGCAACAACAAUUGCUGCAGCAGCAGCAGCAGCAGCAACAACAACAACAAUUGCAGCAACAGCAAAAUCAUUGCUGGACUAAGCUCGAGGAUGGGCAGGAGGAUGUUAAGAAUGUGCUGCAGUUGCAUGUGAAACAGGAGCAACGACAACUGGACUAUGGUAGCGAAUCCGGUAGUACGGCAGAUGCGGGGGGCGAGAACUUAGUAUUUAAUCUGCCCCCUGGUCUGGAAAUCAAACAGACUUUCUAUCAGACCCAGGACCAAUUACUGCAACAGGAAGCAGCUACGCAGUAUACCGCCGAACAGCAACAGGAGACAAAGGCACGUCGCCAGCAUGUGGUGGCCAACAUGAUAAUGUCACCCCAACCGCAGCAGACACAGCAGCAACAGCGCCUGUCCGUCAAUUCCGCGGCUUCGGCGGCCAGCAGCUUAGCGUCACAGAUUCAAAUAGUGCCAAAGGAGGAGGCAAAGCCGCCGCCUAAACCUGCGAAGACGCCGCGCAAGCGGCAGCCGAAGAAGACGUUGAUAGCAAACAGCGAUUAUAAUACAGUGCGAAGUCCGCAGGACUCGCAGCAUCACCAGCUGCAACAACAGCAGCAGCAACACAAUCAGCAGCAACAGCAACAGAACCAACAACAAAACACGUAUUAUGAUUUUAAUACCAAGUGGAAUACGCCAUUAAAAACUGAGAACAAUGCGGCAGCUGUCUCCCCAGUGGCCACCAUAAACAUACCCACAUAUCCGCAACAAAACCAACAGCAGCAGCAACAUCAGCAACAACAGCAGCUGCAACAUCAACAACAGCAACAGCAGCAGUCGACUCAACAGCAACAGCAACAUGUGCCACAGCCAGCACAUUUACAAUCUUCCCAGGCGCAAUCGCAUCUCACACAACUAGCGCAAUAUUAUCCAGCAUUUCCACAACCCAUAGCCUCCCAGUAUACGGCGUGCAUGCAACAGCAACAGCAGCAAGUCUACACACAGCAGCAACAGCAGUUGCAACAGCAACAGCAGCAGCAAUUAGCACAGCAGCUGCAGCAGCAGCAACAACAGCAACAACAACAGCAGCAACAACAGCAACAACAACAGCAGGAAAAGACUGAGGCAGCGCAAAGUGAGGAGGCGGCUGCAGCAGCGGCAGCCGCUGAGGCCAGCAACAAGGUCAUUGUGCCAAACAUUGAGGAAGAACUAGACUUUUUGGCCGAUGGCAAUAGUGCGGCGAAGCAAGGGUAUGCCAACUCUCUGUCCAGCAAUGGUCGCAACACCAAUUCGUCCACCAACAACACCAACUUUGGCAUACGUAAUCCCAAUAAAACGCCAUCGCCAGAGCCGUCACCCUCAACGUCAACGCAUGCCAGUAACAAUGGUUUAACGCCCGCAACGCCCAGCUCGUUUAAUGCGGCUCAGCCCAAGCCUGUCAGCGUAGGCACGUCUAUUGGCGAGAAAAAAACACAAUUCAUGGACAGCUAUCUGAAGUUUUUACAAGGCGAACGGGACGAUGAUCCUCCUCCGGUUGUGAAGCCCUCGCGCAAGCUCAACUAUCCACGAACGCCUUACAAGCGCAAGGGAAAAGGGGCCCCUGGUAGUGCCGAUGAGGCAGCAGUAACGCAAACAGCGACGCCCGCUGCAACAGAAAAUUCCGGCGGUGAUGGCCUUACUGGCAUGGUAGGCGACGAUGGACAUCGCAUUAAAAUACUCUCACAAACUCAAAUACUGCCCAAAAAGAGGCCACAUGCACAAAUGGUGGCAGCGGCGGCAGCAGCGGCCGCGGCAGAAACCACAGCUGCUACUGGCGCAUCUGUCAUACAACAGCCUGCGGAUCAGUCAUCAUCCUUUAGGCCAUAUGCACAACAACAGCAGGCGCUGGGUGGGCAACACUUUGUGCAGCAACACUGUGCCCAGUUAGGCGGCGGCGGAGGCAGCGGAGGCGGAGGCAGUAGUCAAGACCCAUUGAACUUGCCGCCGCGUCGCGAGCAAUGCUCACGCAAGGCCAAACAAAGCAGCAUUCAUGCUGCUAUGCUUCUGAGUUCAACCGAUGGCACUGUUGCGGAGCCGGAGGAGUUUACCGACUCGGAUACAGAUCCUGUGUGGACACCGCAGGAGGAAGACAGCGACGAUGGUAGUAAAGGCUUUGGCAAACGCAAGGCAGCGCGUCGCACGAAGGGUACUCCACGAAAGAACACAUACGGACAGCCGACGCAACAACAACAGUUGCAGGUACCACCACAGCAGCAACAGCUCAUGCAACAGCAACAAGUUAAUCAGCAGCCUCAUCAGCAACAACAACAACAAUUGCAUUCAAACGAUGGUUACAAUCCGCAGCAGGAUUUGUCGGAUGUGACAACAUCUGGUUAUGCUAAUGCCGCAGCAGCCAGCACGAGCACAACCGAGAACUUUAAAACCGGGGACUUUAUAGUGUUGCGUGCUGAUUUGGUAAACGAUUGGCCAACGAUUUGGCAAGUGGAUUCGAAAUGCAUAUUGCAAAAAUAUGAACCUUUCCGGCAAAAUGGCAAAACCUUCUAUCGCAAUAUGUCAAAGUACGCCUCAUGGAAUCUUGAAACGAAGAAGCUCUACCUCAAAGCUCCUGUGCGCAUACAAUUGCAAUCGCAUACAGAAACUGUCGUGGAAUUCAUGCGCUCCGAGUUACUGGCCGACGAUACUGAGCAAUUCAUUGAGAAAAUAAUGGAGGACUAUUUGUCGUAUCGUGACAGUUUCGAGAUUUAUAUACAAACAAUGAUAUCCCAGGCACUGGACCCGAGCUUUUUCUCUGAAAUAACCCGGGAGAAGGAUGACUAUUUUCUGGGCAGCGUGCGAGUUGUUGAUGCCAUUAUGGAAAACUGCAAGCGCAAACUACUAGCCAUCACGCCCUGGACGCGUAGUAUAAUCUCAUCGAUUGAAACUUGGCCCAAGUGUCAUGUUUUCUCCGAAUGGGGUCAGAACAAUGUGACGCAAAAGAAUUGCGCUGGCUGCCAUCAGCCAGGGAUUGCUGUGCGUUUUCUGCUCUUCGGUGAACCCUAUAACCCAAACACCAUGCAAAGCAUACCCGUCGAUACCCGUAUUGCCUACGAAAAGGAUAUCGUACUCUGCCGUAUAUGUGCCGCACGUGCCGAUCUUUUCCACAAAAUUGCACACGAAAAAUUCAAUUUGUUCAUAAAUUGCUCACAACGUGUAACGGAGCAACAGCAACAAUAUCCGGGAAAAACAUCCACUGACAUUUUAAAUGAUUUGCUGGCCGAACACAACUGGAUUGAUGAGCUUUUCCGCAAUAUGCGCAACUGUUGGGCCGAGGUGGAGAGCCUGGAACGGCAGAAACGUUUUCGCGAGGUCAUGCAAUAAACAUUCAAUAUAUUCCACGGGAUGCCUAUUCUUGUUGCAAAGUAUACGCCUGGCUAAUGACAUACAAAAAAUAUAUAUAUAUAUGAAUAUAUAAUGGA